CCAAUCAACAUGAUGUUUCUAGGAGCUAGUUUAAUAUUUUUUAUAUUGCAAUCAUGCAGUGGAGUUAUAUAUCAUUUGAAUGACACAGAAUACGCACGCAUGCCGCCUCCAACUCAGCUAGAUGAUUAUGUACAAUGCCUAAAUCAAGAAAACAGUGUAUAUUGCCAAGUUGCUGUCACAUUACACGCAGAACCGGGGAAUGAGCUUAUGCAAAUGAUUCAGGAAUACUCUGCUAAUUCUUACAAACAUUUCAACUACAGUUUCGUUAACCACGGUGUUUGUGUCACAAAAACAUGUAAAAAAUUCAUUUUAGAACGAGGAACAAAAGAUACAAUGGACCUAGAACAGAUCCUUGAGGGAUGCCUUAACGAAAUGUAUGAAAAUAAAUAUGGUCUAAGAACACAAAUAUCUACGAUCUAUUCUUGUGAUCGUCCAAAUGAAAGAACAAAGAUUGAUUUUGGUGACAAAGUGUUUGGUGCUGUAGUUUUAGGAAUAGUUUUAUUAAAUACACUUGCAACUAUUUAUGACAUAUUGAGGAGGAGAGAAAAGGAUUUAACUGGUAAUCCAUUAAUAUUGAGUUUCUCAAUAAUACAAAAUUGGAAUCGUCUUGUGUCAUCAACUUCGAAUCCAGAUCCUAGAUUUGAUGACUUUCAGGGAUUGCAUGGAAUGAGAACAAUAACAACAUUCCUGAUGAUGACAGCUCACGUGGUGUGGAUCAUUGGGGAUGGAGCUGUUGAUAAUCCUCAUGACUUUGAAAAGUUAUAUGAAAAUAAGGUUUACCAAGUAUUAUUCAAUGGGACAUCUUUAGUACAAUUAUACUUCUUAUUAUCAGGUUUACUAUUAGUUUAUUCCAUGAAUGUAAACUCUGAGAAAAUGAAGAAUUCUUGGGCGCUGUUCCCUGUGAUGUUGUUCUAUAGAAUGUGCAGGCUUACACCAAGUCUAGCAGUUGUCCUAGGCUUCGUGAUGACCUGGUUCAGACAUUUGGGAUCAGGUCCAUUCUGGGGUAAGAUUAUAACACCCAUCUCCAAUGACUGUAGAAAAUAUUGGUGGUCACAUUUACUGUAUGUCAACAAUUUCAUAGAGGGCAAUAAAUGCGCUAUUGAAACUUGGCAUUUAGCAGCAGAACUACAAAUAUAUACGCUAGGACUCAUAGUGUUCUUGGCUACACAGAAGCGAUUUAGAAACCUGUGUAUAUUUGUAAUGUUUCUGGUUGGAUGUGUGAGUCCAGUUGUGCAUGUGUGGGUGUAUGAUUUGGAGGGGAUCAUGCCUUUGUCACCUGAACUAUUUCGUUCUCAAAUCAGCCCGACGUUCACUAAACUCUAUGUUCUGUUCUACAAUAAUACCUCAUGCUUUGCCAUGGGCAUGGUACUGGGAUCCUUCGUAUACAAUGCCCAGAAGAAUAAAAUCCAAUUCAAGAAAAAUAAGAUACUAGGUGUACUCCUAUGGCUUACACUUGUAUUUUGCGUACUUAUCAUAUACAGUGGGUCAGUUUUCUACAAAGAUGGCCCCCGAGCGUCUGUAGGACUCAGGAUGUUACAUGCUGCGUAUGAUAGAGUAUUAUUUGGUUCUAUGAUUACGUUCAUGGUUUUGGGCAUGGUGUUUAGGUUUGAAGACACAUUUUGCGACAUAAUCGAGUGGAGAGGGUGGAAAACACCCAGCCGGCUGACGUACGGUGUGUUCUUGGUACAUUUCAGCAUCAUACACUACAUCCAGGGCACGAGGACGCAGCUGUCUCACGUUUCGUCAUUUAAUUUUUUCAUGCACCAUUUGAGCAUUGUGUGGCUGUCCUUCUUCCUCGCCGUACCAAUUUACCUGUUUAUCGAAACACCAGUCAUUACAUUCUUCAAAGUGUUAUUAUUUGGUGAAAGGACAAAGGAAAAUACUAGAAAAAUUGAUUAAAACAUUAAUAUAAACUAGUUGUGCCACGCGGUUUUACCCGCAUUGCUCCGCUCCUGUUAGUCGAAGCGUGAUGAUAUAGCCUACAGCC
Molecule: messenger RNA, 1987 nt
Organism: Colias croceus (clouded yellow)
Lineage: Eukaryota; Metazoa; Arthropoda; Insecta; Lepidoptera; Pieridae
Product: nose resistant to fluoxetine protein 6-like
Exons: 12
Coding region: 10-1899 (629 amino acids)
Molecular function (GO): acyltransferase activity, transferring groups other than amino-acyl groups
Source: RefSeq, a predicted model, not a curated record